UCUUCCUUCUCCAAAAACUAGAUACCUUUUCGUGUCAUUACUCAUCUUUUAACAGCGAUAGAGGAGGUUGUCCCGAUACAUAAAGAAGGAAAUAAGAAACCAACAAUUAUACUAAUAGACAAGAACCAUUCAAUGCUGCCCCAUCGUCUUUCUAUGCUUAACAAAUUUAUCCAAACCAAUCAGGUUUCCAUUAUCAACUUGCCUUUCUCGGGUGGUCAGCCCAAGAAAGGUACCGAGGAUGCUCCUGAAUUGAUUGAAAAAGCCGGUAUUCAAAGUGAUUUGGAAAAUUUGGGUUACUCUGUUCGUUACAUUCAAAAUCCUUCCUUUAAAACCCCUCCUCAGAUCGAGGGUCCUAGCAAGGACAUCAUUAAGAACCCUCAAUAUGUCAGUGAUGUAUGCCGACAGGUGCGUGACACAGUCAAACAAGAAUUGAGUCAACAACGUCUUGUUGUCAACGUUGGUGGUGAUCAUUCUUUGGGCAUGGGCACUAUUGAGGGCGUUCAAUCUGUAUACGACGAUGCUUGCGUUCUUUGGAUUGAUGCUCACGCUGACAUCAAUACCCCAGAGUCAUCUCCCUCGAAAAAUCUUCACGGCUGUCCCUUAGCCUUCUCCCUUGGCUAUGUUGACCCUGUUCCUCCCGAGUUUGCCUGGACAAAACGUGUCAUCGACGAAAAGCGUCUCGCUUUUAUCGGUCUCCGUGAUUUGGAUCCCCAAGAACGUGCCUUCCUUCGUGAACACAACAUUGCUGCCUUUACCAUGCAUCACGUCGACAAGUACGGUAUUUCUAAGGUUAUAGAAAUGGCUUUGGAGCACAUUAACCCCGGCAACCGUCACCCCGUUCACUUGUCUUUUGACGUCGAUUCAUGCGAUCCCGCAGUUGCUCCUUCCACCGGCACUCGUGUUCCCGGUGGGUUGACUUUUCGUGAAGCCAUGUAUCUUUGUGAAGCAACAGCUGAAACUAGCACCUUGGUUGCCAUCGAUGUUAUGGAGGUCAACCCUCGCUUGGGCAAUGAGGAGGACUCGGAAGCCACUGUCAAUUUGGCUCGAUCCAUCAUCCGUACAAGCUUGGGUCAAACCUUGCUUUAGCUUUGUAUAGUUUAUGGCCUUUAUGUUUAUAUCAAAAAAAUACUAUUUAAUGAAUUCAUUAUGUUAGCUAGAUAGCUAAGCUUUUGGAGGUUCUUUUCGAUUUCGAUAGAUAUUAGAGUACAUCAAUAAAUCUCAUUAGUGCGCUAGUCGUGAAGUUC
This is a messenger RNA of Schizosaccharomyces octosporus yFS286, 1244 nucleotides long. RefSeq names its product arginase Car3. Gene Ontology annotation, cellular component: cytoplasm; nucleus; cytosol. The transcript has a single exon. Bases 133 to 1086 code for a protein of 317 amino acids. NCBI's taxonomy places the organism in Eukaryota, Fungi, Ascomycota, Schizosaccharomycetes, Schizosaccharomycetales, Schizosaccharomycetaceae. Gene Ontology annotation, molecular function: manganese ion binding; arginase activity. The record is from RefSeq and is a predicted model, not a curated record.